Leptonychotes weddellii (Weddell seal) is the source of this 7531-nucleotide messenger RNA. Lineage: Eukaryota; Metazoa; Chordata; Mammalia; Carnivora; Phocidae. The record is from RefSeq and is a predicted model, not a curated record.
CUCCCCGCACCCGCGCUCGGCCCCGCGGAGGACGGCCAUGCCGCCGCGGCGCAGCAUCGUGGAGGUGAAGGUGCUGGACGUGCAGAAGCGGCGGGUGCCCAACAAGCAUUAUGUCUAUAUCAUCCGGGUUACAUGGUCCAGCGGCUCCACGGAGGCCAUUUACCGGCGCUACAGCAAGUUCUUUGACCUCCAGAUGCAGAUGUUGGACAAAUUUCCCAUGGAAGGAGGACAGAAGGAUCCCAAACAGCGGAUCAUUCCCUUUCUGCCAGGCAAAAUUCUCUUCCGACGGAGCCACAUCCGGGACGUGGCCGUCAAACGCCUCAUACCGAUUGAUGAGUACUGUAAGGCCCUGAUCCAGCUGCCCCCCUAUAUCUCUCAGUGUGAUGAGGUGCUGCAGUUCUUUGAGACAAGACCCGAGGACCUGAAUCCCCCCAAAGAGGAGCAUGUUGGGAAAAAGAAAUCUGGGGGUGACCUGACCUCAGUGGACCCCAUGGUCCUGGAGCAGUAUGUGGUGGUGGCAGACUACCAGAAGCAGGAGAGCUCGGAGAUCAGCCUCAGCGUGGGGCAGGUGGUGGACAUCAUUGAGAAGAACGAGUCAGGUUGGUGGUUCGUCAGCACUGCCGAAGAGCAAGGCUGGGUCCCCGCAACCUGCCUGGAAGGGCAGGACGGUAUGCAGGAUGAGUUUUCCCUACAGCCCGAAGAAGAGGAGAAGUACACAGUCAUCUACCCAUACACAGCUCGCGACCAGGAUGAAAUGAAUCUAGAGAGAGGGGCCGUGGUGGAGGUCAUCCAGAAAAACCUGGAAGGCUGGUGGAAGAUCAGGUACCAGGGCAGAGAGGGCUGGGCCCCAGCCUCCUACCUGAAGAAGAACAGUGGGGAGUCCUUACCCCCAAAGCUGGGCCCUGGCUCCUCAGCCCACAGCGGCGUCCUCGACCUGGACGGAGUUUCCCGGCAGCAGAGCUCAGUGGGCCGGGACAGGGAGCUGCUCAACAACCAGAGGGACGGCCGGUUUGAAGGCCGCCCGGUGCCCGACGGUGACAUCAAGCAGAGAUCGCCCAAGAUGAGGCAGAGACCGCCUCCUCGCCGGGAUAUGACCAUACCUCGUGGUCUCAACCUGCCCAAGCCUCCCAUUCCACCCCAAGUGGAGGAAGAGUAUUACACCAUUGCUGAAUUCCAGACAACCAUCCCUGAUGGCAUCAGCUUCCAGGCAGGUCUGAAGGUCGAGGUGAUCGAGAAGAACUUGAGCGGCUGGUGGUACAUUCAGAUUGAAGAUAAGGAAGGAUGGGCCCCAGCAACCUUCAUUGACAAGUAUAAGAAGACCAGCAAUGCCUCAAGACCCAAUUUUCUGGCUCCGUUGCCCAACGAGGUGACCCAGCUCCAUCCAGGGGAUGCAGCAGCCGUGGAGAACAACACGGGCAGUGAGACCAUCGGCCCCUCCCGGCCCCUGCCCGAUGCACCACACGGUGCCGUGGACUCCGGGUUGCCGUGGUCCAAAGACUGGAAGGGUGGCAAGGAGGCCCUGAGGAAGGCCUCUUCCGACAUGUCCUCAUGUGCCGGCUACGAAGAGAUCUCAAGCCCCGACCUGGAGGAGAAGCCCAGCCUCCCUCCCCGCAAAGAAUCCAUCAUCAAGUCGGAAGGGGAGCUGCAGGAGAGGGAGCGGCAGAGGAUGGAACAGCUCAGGGGCUCCUCACCCAAACCUCCAGGCAUGAUUUUGCCAAUGAUUCCAGCUAAACACACCCCCCCAGCCCGGGACAGCAGGAGACCAGAGCCCAAACCUGACAAAAGCAAGUUGUUCCAGCUGAAAAAUGAGAUGGGGCUGGAGUGUGGCCACAAGGUAUUGGCCAAGGAGGUGAAGAAGCCCAACCUCCGACCCAUCUCCAAACCCAAAGCCGACCCAUCAGAGGAGAAGACAGAAGUUAUUCCCCAAAAUCUCUUCUUGAAGUCCAAACCUCAGGUUAGGCCCAAACCAGCUCCUUCCCCCAGGACAGAGCCACCUCAGGGUGAAGAUCAAGUGGACAUCUGCAACCUCAGGAGUAAGCUGAGGCCUGCCAAGUCCCAAGAGAAGCCCUUACUGGAUGGAGAGAGCAGCCACCAGGCUGCCGGGGGCCAAGAUGUGGCCUUCAGCCGGAGUUUCCUCCUAGGUGAUGGGCCUGGCCACACCCAGGACAGGACGGGCAAACAGGAUGGGCUCAGCCCAAAGGAGAUGUCCUGCAGAGCCCCUCCAAGGCCAGCCAAGACCACAGAUCCUGUGCCUAAGAGUGUGCCCGCCCCUCUCCAAGAGGCUCCCCCGCAGAGACCUGUGGUCCUACCCCGGAGACCACCCCCCCCCAAGAAAACCUCCUCAUCCUCCAGGCCCCUCCCAGAGGUCAGAGGUCCACAGCGGGAAGCCAAUGAAGGCAAGGCAGCUCCUGCCCCAGGCCGGGCACUGCUGGUCCCUCCUAAAGCCAAACCUUUUCUGUCCAACUCCUCAGGCGGCCAAGAUGACAUGCGAGGCAAAGGUGGUCUGGGACCACGGAUGGUGGGCAAGAUUGGAGAAAACAGGGAGAAAGUAGCUGCAAGCCCCAUUCCCAACGCUGAUGGCCCGAAGGAUUCUUUAUAUGUGGCCGUGGCCAACUUUGAAGGAGACGGAGAUACCAGCAGCUUCCAGGAAGGGACGGUGUUUGAGGUCCGGGAAAAGAACAGCAGUGGCUGGUGGUUCUGCCAGGUCCUGAGCGGGGCCCCUUCCUGGGAAGGGUGGAUUCCUUCCAACUAUCUCAAAAAGAAGCCGUAGCCGCCUCCUUCCCUGCCUGGCGGUGCUGCGCAUCCCUGCUGGCUUUACCCACAUAUUUAAUAUGCCUCUUAAUUUAUCAUCCUUCAUGCAGCUUCAAAGGAAGGAAGACUCUGGAGUACUGUGGUUUCUUCCCUCCCUUGGGUGGAGAGGAGUCCCUCCCACCACAGCAUGCCCUGGAGGCUCAGAGGCCCCACCCCCUGCUUCCUAUCCACGCCACCAUCCCUGCCUUCCGGCUGGUGGCAUUGUAGGCCACCUAGCAGCAGGACCCUGACUCUCCAAGGCCUCCAAGACCAGAACCAUUGUCUGGAAACUGCAGAAGCAGUCUCGUUGCUGGUACCCCACCCAGUCUGUGACGGCUGGCUCCAACUACUCCGUGUUUCUAAAAGUCCAGGGACUUUAUUUACUCCGUUUCCAAAACGCUUGGUACCAGAAAGAACUCCAUGCCCUGGCAGUUGGCUCCAUUGCCAGUCCCAGAGAGAUGUCCUCCUCGAGGCUCUGGGCCCAUGAGCCUCUCAGGUUCAACCAGAUGCAGCUGCCCCAGGAGUGGGCCUGAAGGUCCACUGAGCCAUUCUGCCUCCCAUCUUCUGUCUUGGGACCCUGACAGAUCCUAAAGGGGUGCUUCCAGCCCCAGCAUGCUUCACUUUCCCCGCGCAGGGCUUUUUAAAUAGGAAUCUCCACCCCACCUUGGGCCAUUUCACUUUUGUCUCCGUCGAGCAAGAAUCUCCAAGUUUGUUUGAAACGAGCCGUUCACAAUCCACACCCCUUGUGAGCACCCUUUUGCUGAGUAGCUAACAGGUGCCAGACUCUGUCCUUGGCACUUGACACUCUUAUUUUAACCCUCACAUCAGUCCUCUCUUGGGAUAUUGCACCUGUUUGAUGGACAGAGAACCUCGGACUCUGUGCCCAAGGGCACACUAGCUAGGAAGAAGGGGAAAGAGGACUUGAGCUGGCCUGACUUCCAUACCUGUGCCCUCCCCCCAGUGGGAGGCUAACCAGGCAGGGAAAGGAAGACGCUGACCUCCAGGAGCAGGUGGCCAAGUGGCUUGCUUGUUGUGUGGGCGAAGGGGCAUUAGUGGCUGCUCCCGUAGCCACCAGCCCUCCGACCCACUGCAGCCUACACUGAGGGGUGCCCCGCACCCUCCACAGCUCCUCCUCCAUGGCCGCGGGGGUGGGGGGCAGUUUGCCCAGAGCUCUGGCGGUUGCCACAGGGCCUCGUUUCCUGCUGCUGUGCAGGUGCCCCCUCUGGGGGAUAAAGCCUGUGGAGCUGAGGUGGUCUCCCGUGCCAGCCUCGAGGGGCCCUGAUGGCGCAAGGACCAGCAGCUGGAUGGCCACAGGCGGACUGCUGCCGCUUCUGCUCCUCUCUGGCGUUCAUAGAAUACUUUCCUCUAUUUCCUUUUUGUGCGUGCCCUCUCCUUGUCUGUCCUCUCACUUCCAUCCGGACAGAAACGGUUCACCGAGGCGCACAGAGGCACAGUGACAUUGCAGAAUUAGAAUCAGGACCCAGGAUUUCUGGCUCCCAGCCCAGAGUUCUUGCCCGUGGGCCAGGCUGCCUGGCGGGUGAGAGGGCACAACCCCUCUUCAUCCCACCUUGCCCUGCAGAAGAGGAUCCAGCUCAGAGAUCUCCAGUUGAGUGUCCAUCUGCUGUGAUGCUCUGGGGACCACAGGGCCAGCUUUCCCGGGGACGCCCACUGUCCGCCUGCAGUGCCAAAGAUUUCGGUGCAAACAGCCCUCUUCUGCUCUCCUCUCUCCCCAUGGCCACAUGGACUCUGGAUGCUUCUACAGGAGAAGGAGCGUUCUCUGAUUCACAGUAGCAUCUUUAUUCCUUCCUUCAGUCGGUCUGUGAACCCCAUCCCCGAGGAUCUUGGGCACAGGGCCCUGAGGUGCUUCUGGCAAUACCCACUUGCCCCUUGGCCCUGUGCCCAGAACCGUGGGGGAGGAUGGCAGGGGAAGAAGGGAGGCUGGGAGAGGGCCACCCACGUCUUAGAGGUCCCCUCACUUGGAAGGAAGCCCAUAGCAUGUUUUCCAGAGUUUUUGACCCACUUUGGCUUAAACAGCUUUUAUGAAGCUGUGUUAUGCAGGAUUUGACUACACUUCAAAAGACAGAACUCAGCCUUUUUUUUUUUUUUUUUCCUGAUUCACUCUCUGCUUUCUGUGACCUUUUCAAGUAUUUUGUGAGCGCCUACCACGUGCUAGGCGCUGGGUAGCCCAGGAUCCAUGUGGCUCCCUGCCUGCCUCUGAGCUACGGUUUUUGUUUGCUGCUUUCACACAAAGGGUUUAUCUUUGGCCUCGUUCCCUCCUCCUGAAGGUCAGCUGGGUGGGAAUAGACUGGUUCCGCCUUUCUGUGGGCAGAAGUGUUCCUGCAAAUGAAAGAACUUGCCUUUUUACUUUAUUAUUAUUAUUGUUGUUAUUCUGAUGUGAACUGAAGGUACUGAAGCCAAUUCCUCUCUGUUCACCGUUCUUUGCUCAGGACACAUCCAUGGCCUGAGGACUCGUCUCUCGGGCUCCGUGUGCCACAGUGGUGGGCACUUGCAUGGGCAACCGGAAGUGGGGAGUCUGGUGGCCGGUGGCUCUCCCUGGCUGUCCUAGCCGGACGACUUAGCUUUACGGCAUCUAGCCCUGUGGCCGCCAUCCGGUGAGCAACCGAUGGAGACUACGCAAAACUCCCCUGAAGUUACGCCCACAGAAAAUGGCCCAGACCACAGGUAUAACUCCCAUGUCAAGCUCCAGGCAGGUCCCUGGUGCUUCAGCUCCCUCCUCUAACUUAACCCUCACGACAGCCCUAUGAGGUGCAUAGGAUCAGCGCUCAGCUGUGGGGAGAAAGUUGAGGUUCACAGGGUGAAGUCACAUGCCCAGUUUCAUCCAAAUCAUGACCACGCUGAGACUUGAAUCCAGGGGUGCCUUCUCCCCGGUGCCCGUGACUGUUCCUCUGCUAACGGCAGCAAAAUGUGCAUGGCAUUUCCAGGGAAGCAGGGGACCCUCCCUCAUAAUUUAAGUUUCUACUCCCUUCACCCCAUGAUCACCCAGGGCAGGAGGUCACAGGCCAAAUGCCAGCCCUAAAGGCGGGCAUGUAAAAACCAUAGCUUAUACUGCGGCUAAAUCUUUGGAAAAUCUGAGUUUUAGGAUCACCACUUGGCAAAAGAGGCCUUCGCAAAAUGUUUCACUCAAAAUCUCUGCCAUUUGAUGGGUUUAUGUCAUUGUCCCAGGCUGAGGCGGGGGAGCUGGGCUCCAACUUGAACCACUUUUAAUGCCCUACCUCACUGAGGAAUUGCUAGAGCCCUUAGCGGGUUUCCAAUAGUCACUUUAAGCCUCCACCACACGGCCUCCCCACGUCACCAAUUUCUUCGGCUAAGUUCUUGGCCUUAAAACAUUUCUGAGUCCACUGGGGAUCUCGUUACCAGGUGGAGUGUAGGAAAACAAACUUGCCACAGGAAAGGACAGGUGCCGAAUCUCCCCACGUUUUGGAAGGUCCUGAGGCUGAGGCAUGGACAGUCUAUAUUGACACAGCCUGCAUCAAGUACAAAGCACUGAGUGGGUUAAAGAAGAAGUUGCGCCUGUCCUCCAAUAGCUGGUAACUCGACGUCACCAAGAACAGGAACAUUUGUGGCUUGGCUGCCAUCCUUUCAUUGUGCCCAAUUCUCUAAGGGUUGGGUCAGGCUGCUCCCUGGGAGGUCUUGCCCUCCUCUUUGGACUGUGGCGGUGGGCACAUAACAGCCUGAGCCGUGCGUGGCAGUCUUGUCCCUCCCCCUUGGUUGUCCCGGCCCAUCAGAGUUUUUGCUGCAAACCAGCCAUACCAUACGAUAGACCAAAGAUUACCUAAUGUCAAACCUUGUGGCCUGGAGGAGUGGGAAGCUGGCUCACAUUGAGGCCUGAGGGUGUCGGAUGCCCUCCGUCAGCCUGGAGGAAUUGCUUCUAACUUGGCUGAGGUUCCGACAUUUAGACAGACCACAGCCUGUGACAGUCCCGGAGUUGCAGAGCUAAAACCCAGAGGCUCCUCGGUCUUCACCUGCUCCUGGACCCCCUACUGGGGACCCUUCCCACAGACUCGAACAUCCAGCUCCGUGGGGUAAUGUCUGGUUUCGGGUGCUACCCUUCUCAUGCGUCAGCAUUCCCUCUUUCCUUCCUGUCUCCGUCCUCCACUCCAAAGUAGGCUCUCAGCGCCAGUCAGGACAAGUGACUCAACUUCUGUUGUCUUUGAAGAGGCCACACCCAGUAGCCGUCACUUUCAGGCCUUCUAUAAACGUCCCAAAGGAGGGGCCCCCCCACCAGGCUUGUUACAGCAAUAAGCAAUUCUGACAUAGCCAAGGUGUCCAUACUUUCCCCCCGUGUGUGCCUGUCUAUGCCCAUGUAACUGUUAAUAGUACCCCUUUCACUCGUGCAGGGGAGAUGAUAAACCAUGGUCACCUUAGCUGUCCCCACAUUUCCCGCUUCCGAGCACCACCAAGUCGCUAGGGCCAUUUCGUGCAUCCCUCCAGGAACAGUGGAGCUCUGACAGCCCCGCCACCUCAUGUCCGCUCAUAGAGUGACGCUGGAGAUCCCGGAGUAUCACGGCCCUCCUCAUGCCCUCUUGGCAGACUGACAAAUGCUGGUGGUGGUUUUUGUUUCCUGUUAACACACAAAAAUACGUGAGGCUAUAAAUGUGAGGGGGGUGGGCUGGCGAACAAUUAGCUCUAGCAUGUAUAGACUAUAUACCGUUAGACUUUCUCUUCUUUCUUUUUUUUUUUUUAAUAAAAAUGCUUGACUGGUUUCAAGCUUCAUUGUGAA